UAGCAAUGCAUCACUUGCGAAUAAGUGAUUGUUUGCGAUGGAUCGUUGGCAGAAUCGUGUAGCCGCAGUAACGGGUGCUAGUGCCGGAAUAGGAUGGGCCAUCGCUAAGGCUCUCCUGCAAUCUGGCAUGAUUGUCGUCGGCAUGGCAAGGCGUGUCGACAAAAUAGAAGAACUCAAAUCAUCGCUAGACGACAAAUUAAAACUGAGGUUCCACGCCUGCAAGUGCGACGUGAGCAGUGAAAAGGAUAUUGUGGCAGCUUUCAAGUGGAUCGACUCUAAUCUCGGUGGUGCGGAUGUGCUGGUGAACAAUGCUGGUGUUCUGAAAUCUACUCAACUUAUCGAACCCGGAAAUACUCAGAUGAUUCGCGAUGUAGUAGAAACUAACAUCAUGGGUCUGAUCUUGUGUGCCCGUGAAGCAUACCAAUCAAUGAAACGACGCAGCGUUGAUGGUCAUAUCGUUAACAUGAACAGUGUUGUAGGACACGGAGUACCGGUUGGAGUUGAUACUCUGACCACAUACAAUGUCUAUCCAGCAACAAAACAUGCAGUAACCGCUCUCACUGAAACGUUUCGUAUAGAAUUAUUGAACGAUAAUAAUAAAGUCAAACUGACGAGUAUAAGUCCUGGAGCAGUCCGAACAGAUAUUUUCAACGAUCCGGAUUUACUAAAGAAACCAAUACCAUUCCUGGAGCCCGACGAUAUAGCCAAUAGUGUGCUACACGUGAUUUCAACUCCAAAGCAUGUUGAGAUCAAAGAGCUUACUAUAAAACCGCUCGGAGAGCGAUUCUAAUGAUGCGCGUGUGUGAGCCGUUUGUGAGCAGCUAAUGUGCGCUAGUUAAUAUGCGUUAUAGAUGCCGUCGACAAUUUGUCAACAGUAGAAGCGUAUAGGAAGCAAAAAACUUUUAAGAGACUACUAGUAAAUUGUAUACUAUGGUAGUAAUUCGUUCAAAACGGUUGACGUUGUAGUAUCACAUCAGAAAGUUCAUUUUCCAUCCGUUUUUUACAAAUAAAUAUUGUAACAGUACAA
Messenger RNA from Aedes aegypti (yellow fever mosquito), 1027 nucleotides. RefSeq names its product farnesol dehydrogenase-like. The transcript is spliced from 3 exons. NCBI's taxonomy places the organism in Eukaryota, Metazoa, Arthropoda, Insecta, Diptera, Culicidae. Gene Ontology annotation, molecular function: oxidoreductase activity. Bases 38 to 790 code for a protein of 250 amino acids. The record is from RefSeq and is a predicted model, not a curated record.